AUGUCUAUUAACCGGCACUGUGUCCGUAUUGCUCUCAUGGUCCCAGGUGUGGUCAUGGGAAAGAAAGUAACAAGAGAGUCUCUGCUGCCCUCGGUGCUGGAAGACGACGGUCCAGAGACGGAGCAUGAGGGAGUGGAACUGGGCGGGAUUGGGAGCCGGCCACCGAGCAGACCCAGCAAGGCCUACAGCAGAGGGAGUGUCGACAACCAGUGUAUGGGAUUAGACACGGGCAGAGACUGUAACCCUGUCCGAUGGCUCCUCACUGGGGCGGCCAGGUGGGGAGUUGGGGGGAGGCGAAAGGAGGAGGAGGAGGAGGAGGAGGUGAUGGGUGAAGGGAGGAGGAGCACAUUGAGUGGCAGGCAGACGAGUGACGUCACGUCAGGCACUGUGGACGAGGACUACGACACAGACCUGGAUCUGAAAGAGCCAGAGCAGCCUUACGACCCCACUGGCGAGGCUCGCUACAGGGAAGCCUGCAAAUCACUUGGGGUCAUCCCUGCCUCCUACUUCCUUAGAAAUAUGCACCACAGUGAGCUAAACAUGACUCACCAUGGCCUCGGACCCCAGGGUACCAAAGCUCUGGCAGUUCCCUUGGUAACCAAUCUCAGCAUCAUGAGGCUGAACCUGCGGGAUAAUUGGAUGGAGGCGACGGGCGGGUCUGCCAUGGCUGAGCUGCUGAAGGAGAACUGUUACAUCACAGAAAUCGACCUAUCAGAGAACAGACUGGGAGAGAAGGGAGCUGAAGCUCUAUCCAGUAUGCUUUUGGAAAAUACCACCUUAGUGUCACUCAGCCUCUCAGCCAAUGAUCUCAAUGACAAAGCUGCCAAUCACCUGUCACUGGCGAUUACCACCAAUCAAAGACUGGAGAGAAUGGACCUCAGUCACAACAAACUGGGAGAUGCAACAGGGGAGGCCCUGGGGCACGCAAUAGCUGAGAAUACCGGCAUGAAGUCCUUAAGUCUGGCCUGGAACUGCAUCCGAGGGAGAGGAGCCAUAGCUGUAGCCAAAGGUCUCGGGGCAAACAUAUUUCUGCGGAAGCUGGAUCUGUCCUACAAUGGCCUGGGGAAGGCCGGAGCUGUAGCCCUCGGGGAGGCCCUGAGAGAGAACAACACUCUGGAGGAGCUGGACAUCAGUAACAACCGCAUACCCCCAGAGGGUGCGAUCCGAUUUUCGAUUGGCCUUAAAGUAAACAAGACAAUCAGAAUUCUCAAGAUGGCGAGGAAUCCCAUGCAGUCUGCAGGUUGCUUCGGAAUUCUCACCUCAAUCCAAUCUAACCCAGCUUCAGUAAUGGAGUACUUGGACUUUAGUGACAUCACAGUAAAUCUAGAUUUUGAUGCAUUGUACAGUACUACGAAGGAAACAUUUCCCAGUCUACAGGUCAAACAUGGUGGCAUAGUGAAUGUUUACAAGACUUCCAUCUGAGGAUUACAUCAGCUUACUUUGUUAAAUGAUAAAAGUCAUUAUGUAGGCUAAGUCUUAAUGUAAUGCAAUAAACAUAAUGUAAUGAUGGAUUUUAACAUGCUCAAAAGUCAGCCAAUAGGCCUAAGUAGGCUACUGAUUAAUGAAUGAGGUUAUAACUUUGUCUGAGUAGAUUUGUCUUUCCUUUGUAAUAAUAUGCAUAAUGUGGCCUGAUACUGCAUCUUCUUUGCCUGACAAUAAAGGUUGAUAAACGCCAGAUGUUUGAUCAUCAAGCCUUUGUUCAGAUGCGUGUCUACUUGAUAUUGU
Messenger RNA from Alosa alosa (allis shad), 1725 nucleotides. RefSeq names its product leucine rich repeat containing 74B (gene lrrc74b). Gene Ontology annotation, molecular function: protein binding. The transcript has 13 exons. Bases 1 to 1422 code for a protein of 473 amino acids. NCBI's taxonomy places the organism in Eukaryota, Metazoa, Chordata, Actinopteri, Clupeiformes, Clupeidae. The record is from RefSeq and is a predicted model, not a curated record.